GAAAAUGAUUCCUCCUAUGAAGAAGGCCUCUCGACUUAUACCCAGUCGCUCACCUCGAGCGUUCUGAAGAACGAGUUCAAGCAUGGCCGUCGCUACCACAGCUACCAGAGCGGAGCCUAUAUGUUUCCCAACGAUGAGCGGGAACAGGACCGUCUAGACAUGACGCACUAUAUCUACUUUAUGACCUUCAACGAUCGUCUCUUCCUCGCCCCAAUCGACCUCCGUGACAAGCGAGUGCUUGAUAUUGGCACUGGCACCGGUAUCUGGGCCGUGCAACUGGGCGACGAUCAUCCCGAAGCCGAGCAGAUUAUCGGAAACGACCUGAGUGCAAUCCAGCCCAGUUGGACCCCGCCUAAUGUCAAGUUUAUCAUCGAUGAUGUCGAACUGGACUGGGUGGAAGAACAGCCAUACGAUUUCAUCCACUGUCGGUAUAUGAGUGGUUCUAUCAAAGACUGGACUCGGCUGGUGCAGCAGUGCUACAACCACCUUAAACCCGGCGGUUGGAUCGAGUUCCACGAUGGCGACUACCACUACUACUCGGAAGAUGGCACCUUCACAGAAGAGAAUUAUCUGCACAUCAUGAUGAGCCACCUUAUCGACAUCUGCACCAAGAUCGGACGGCCGCUGGACUUUACUCCGAAGAUCAAGGGGGUCGUGGAGAAGCAGGGCUUCACCAACGUGUCAGAACAGAUCUUCCCGGUUCCCGCGGGUGGCUGGCCGAAGGACAAGCGGAUGAAGGACAUCGGCAGGCUUUGUGCCGUGAAUGUUAUCGAGGGCGUCGAUGCCUUCACUGCCGCCCCGUUUUCCGAGGUUCUGGGCUGGAGCAGAGACGAGAUCGAGGUCCUGAAUGCCGGCGUUCGGCAAGACUGCAAGAGAAGAGAUCUUCACGCCAUGUGGAACAUGUAA
This is a messenger RNA of Penicilliopsis zonata CBS 506.65, 906 nucleotides long. RefSeq lists its product as hypothetical. Lineage: Eukaryota; Fungi; Ascomycota; Eurotiomycetes; Eurotiales; Aspergillaceae. Gene Ontology annotation, molecular function: methyltransferase activity. The record is from RefSeq and is a predicted model, not a curated record. The annotation marks the transcript as partial. The transcript has 6 exons.